AUGGUCCACUCCACAACCGCCGCUUUCAACAAUAAGAAACGUCUCAUUGUUGAAGAAGACAUUUCACAAUUUGACAUUCAUUUCGAAGCCCUCUUUGAUUAUGGUCCCACUCUCGAAUGCUUUACACGCUAUCUCAAAGAGACCAUGAACACGGAGAGUAGUGAAUUCUUGGCGAGUGUCAAUGAAUUUCGUAAAAUGAAACACGAGAGAAAGCGCAUACAAUUGGCAUUGAAAAUGUAUGACAAGUUCAUUGCCGAUCAAGCGUCGAGUCAACCCAAUUUGAGAAGAGAUGUUCGAAUGAAAAUUCAUAACGUACUCUUUCCACAUCAGGCAGUUCCCUUACAUUCCUCUCAUUCUUCAUCCUUAGAUCAGUAUGCUGGAAUACAACAACAACAAUCAACCACACAACCCAUGGAGAAUGGUGUUCAUUCCUUGCAUUCCGUUGUGGUGUCAUCUUCUUCGUCGAGUCAAGAAAAAAGAUCGUCCAUGAACAACAGCAUCACCACCACCACGAACAACAAUAACAAUAACUCUUUCAAUAAUAGUCAUCAUGGAAUGGACACACCCACAACUUUGUCAAUCACGACAACAUCAAACAGCACCACCAUGAUGGAGACCAGUGAAAGUCCUCUUACCCCUCCACAAAAACUUCCCAUGAAAAAAGGUUCAUCAUGUGAUAGUAAUCAUACGAAUGACGAUCCAGCCGUAUGCACAACUAACAACAACUACCACCACAAUAAUAGACAUUCCAUCGAUUCCUCGAACAGCAGUGCGAGUUCCUAUACCAAUUCCUCCAGCGUUGGAGGAGGAUAUUCCAAUCAUUUGGAAUCAUCUCACAUGAGUAGCAGUGGCAUCAACACCACUUCCACUUGUCCUAAAUCAUUGUUUGAUGAAGUCGAAUCUCAAGUGUUGUUACAACUCAAAGAAAAUCAUUUUGUUGCCUUUUUGGAAUCAGAUUUCUUUAAACAGUUUUUAAAGAAACAACCCUUACAAGUAUUGUAUGAAAUUGGCACCUUGAAAUGUGACAGUGUCUUGCAGAUGGCAGAUGCCUUAAAUGAUACAUUGCGAGUCGAACAUGUCACCUUACAAGAUUUCAAAUUUGUGAAAAAUCAAUUUGUUUCCAACAAUCCCAACGAUUGGGAAUUAAUUGGUUCCAACUCUCAUUACAAGUGUUUCCUCUCCACCAAAACGUACGAUAUGGGAGAGUCCGAAGGAUUACACUUUUUCAAAUUUCACGUUACUUUCCCUUAUCAUGUCUCUCAGGUCAUGAGCACCAUGUUUGAAAUGGAAUACAGGAGAAAGAUUGAGACACAUCUCACACAUACCGAGAGAGUUGCUUAUCUGGAGAAGAAUUUCUCCUCGACGUUGAAUUCCUCCUCUACGAUGAGUGCUUUAUCAUGCUCGUCUUCAUGCUCGUCUUCUUCUCCUCAUCAUCAUCAUCGACAAGGUCCACCUUCCUCUUCCUCUUCUUUCUCGAGUGCUUCUGUUCUAAUGUCCUCAGUUCUGGUCUAUGAAAAGUACAAAUUGGUGUGGCCUCUCACCGAUCGAGAUUUUGUAACCUCUCAGAGUGGAGCCUAUGAUGCCACCACUUCCACCUAUUACCUCGUCAUGAAAGGUUUGACCGAAUGUCAACCGUCACGACUUGAGGUCGUUUUGGGGAAAAAGGAGGACAACAAGAAUGUGAUCCGAGGAUUAUCGUUUGGUGGAUGUGCCUUCCGAGAAGUUUCUCCCACCUCGACCGAGUACUCUCAAUUGUUCUAUAUGGAUUUGAAAGGUAGAAUUCCGAAACAAAUGAUUAAGGCCAUGAUCAAAGAUCGAGCCAAAGAGUUUACCAAAAUUGGAACGAAACUCUUGCAACACAAUGAAACCUUUGGAUUUAAGGUCCGAAAUGAUAAUAUGGUAUGGAAAACCUUUGAAGAGAAUGGUACUCUUCAUUUGUAA
Molecule: messenger RNA, 1941 nt
Organism: Naegleria fowleri
Lineage: Eukaryota; Heterolobosea; Eutetramitea; Acrasida; Naegleriidae
Exons: 1
Coding region: 1-1941 (646 amino acids)
Molecular function (GO): lipid binding
Source: RefSeq, a predicted model, not a curated record